AUGGGUCAGGUGGGUCCACCGGGUCCACCGGGUCUACCGGGUCCACCGGGUCCACCGGGUCCACCGGGUCCACCGGGUCCACCGGGUCCACCGGGUCCACCGGGUCCACCGGGUCCACCGGGUCCACCGGGUCAACCGGGUCCACCAGGAGUCCCAACUACUAGUCCACCAGGAGUCCCAACUACCAGUCCACCAGGAGUCCCAACUACCAGUCCACCAGGAGUCCCAACUACCAGUCCACCAGGAGUCCCAACUACCAGUCCACCGGGAGUCCCAACUACCAGUCCACCAGGAGUCCCAACUACCAGUCCACCGGGAGUCCCAACUACUAGUCCACCAGGAGUCCCAACUACCAGUCCACCGGAGUCCCAACUACUAGUCCACCAGGAGUCCCAACUACCAGUCCACCAGGAGUCCCAACUACCAGUCCACCAGGAGUCCCAACUACCAGUCCACCAGGAGUCCCAACUACCAGUCCACCGGGAGUCCCAACUACCAGUCCACCAAGAGACCCAACUACCAGUCCACCGGGAGUCCCAACUACCAGUCCACCAGGAGUCCCAACUACCAGUCCACCAGGAGUCCCAACUACCAGUCCACCGGGAGUCCUAA
Bolinopsis microptera is the source of this 612-nucleotide messenger RNA. RefSeq names its product cuticle collagen 34-like. Bases 1 to 612 code for a protein of 203 amino acids. The transcript has a single exon. Lineage: Eukaryota; Metazoa; Ctenophora; Tentaculata; Lobata; Bolinopsidae. The record is from RefSeq and is a predicted model, not a curated record.